Messenger RNA from Megachile rotundata (alfalfa leafcutting bee), 2194 nucleotides. RefSeq lists its product as uncharacterized. Gene Ontology annotation, molecular function: monocarboxylic acid transmembrane transporter activity. Lineage: Eukaryota; Metazoa; Arthropoda; Insecta; Hymenoptera; Megachilidae. The record is from RefSeq and is a predicted model, not a curated record. Gene Ontology annotation, biological process: monocarboxylic acid transport; transmembrane transport.
AAUUAAUUAAAGUGGUAAUAUUUGUAAAACAUUUGAACGCGUUCAAUUAAUAUUUAAUUUAGACGCAAUAAAAGUGGAACUGUGUUUUGGUCACUGUUUGCAUAUAGCACAUAGCAAUUUAUGUUCCAACUGUCGGCUGAUAACUUUGUUAUAGUUAAGUUACUGAUAAAUAAUCAUGUCCGCGACACAAAAGGAAGCGGUGAUUAAAGGGAAGAAAAACAAAACGGAAAAAUCGAAGAAAACAGAUCUUGGUGAAAAUUUUGUUGCUCCUGAUGGUGGUUGGGGAUGGAUUAUUGUGAUGGCUGCUGGUUUUUCUAAUUUUUGUAUAUUUCCAGUAUUACAAUCUUUCGGGUUGAUAUUUAGAGACAGAUUCGCGGAAUUGGGAAUCAGUUCUACUCAAACAACUACGAUAUUAAACAUAAAUAGCACAGUAAUGUCUUGCAUCGGUUUAGCUAAUGGUCCUUUGUUUCGAAAAUUCAGCUAUAGACAAGUAUCGUUCGUUGGGGCUCUUAUUUGCGCUGUUUCAAUUACGAUUUUAUCAACAACGACAAGCUUCAGCGCAUGUUUAAUAUUCUUUUCGAUUUUGUACGGUGCUGGAAUUGGUAUCGCGAUGUCGGCGAACUCGUUAGCUUUAAAUACUUAUUUUAAGAAAAAAAGAAGAAUUGCCAUUGGUCUCAGUUGGACGUGUACUGGCAUGGGACCCAUAGUGAUGCCACAAAUAAUUACACAAUUGAUACCUGCGUACGGAGUAAAAGGUACCGUUCUCAUUUUUGGAGCUGUAGCUUUUAAUGCUGUUGCUUGUGCACUUUUAUUGCAACCAGUUCAGUGGCAUGUAAAAAAGGAGGAAGAUACGAAAAUCGAUAACGGCGUGGUUGUGGAAUGUCAAGCAUUACCGACACCUGGUCAGAAUGUCACAGAAACUGCUUGUGAAAGUAAUGAAAAUACUGUUCCAAGUAAAUCAUUGGAAAAUAUUAGCAAAAAUAUUUACAGUAAUUUAAGUGUCUGGAAACAAAAGUUUGGAAGUCAAUAUUUGUAUUAUGAUGACAAAGAAGAAGGACCUUCCGGUAUAGAUUUGGUGGAGCCUGGAACACCUAUGAUGUCACGAUCUAACGAUGGAUGGUUUUCGAGAAGACAUACUUCUACUCCAUCUAUAAUAUCUAGAGUAUCGAGGAAAGAGAAUUCAUUAAAAAAUUCAAGGCUGUCUAUAAAUUUAAGUAGACAAUCCAGUCUCAACGCAGGAUGGUCGGUAAGGAAUGUUUCUAGACAAGAUAACGGAUCAGAGAAAAAUCAAAGAAGGAUUUCAACUUAUCAACAACCCAUAAGUCCAUUGAUAAUUGUGAAAGAAUCGAACGAACUUGUAGAAGAAUCUAAUGGACAAGUUAAAAGUUCUAAUGGUAUUAAUAAAUCGGAACAAAAAGAAAUAAUUGCUGAAACUGAUAAAUUGAUACAAAACGAAUGCACUGAAGAGGAAAAGAAGAAAACUUUCCUAGAAGCAUUAAUAAUAUUCUUUGAUCUGGAUCUCUUGCGCGAUCUUGUUUAUGUGAACAUACUUUUGGGGGUGACGUUUGCCAACUUCACGGAAUUGAAUUUUUCUCUGAUGACACCGUUUAUAUUGAGCGAUUAUGGAUACUCGAAAGUUCAAAUUGCAUCCUUUAUGUCGAUCCUGGGCGGAGUAGACGUUGGCGCCAGAUUGAUUAUUUCCUUCGUCGCCGAUUUCAUUGGAUUGCAGAAUAGAACAUUUUAUUUACUGGGUAUCUGUAUGAUAGGAGUUGGUCGUAUCGUGCUGGCACACGUAGGGGACUUCCAAGUUAGUUUAGCAAUAGCCGUUUUAAUUGGCAUUGGAAAAGCUUUGCGAACAAUUUUCGUGGCUCUGGUGAUUUCGAGUCACGUUCCAUUAUCUAGGCUACCAGGUGCGACUGGUCUUCAAUUAUUAACCAACGGUAUACUUUUCUUGACACUGGGACCAGUCGUCGGUUGGAUCAGAGACGCAACGUCGAAUUACAUGCUAAUGCUUCAUUUUAUCAACGUUUUCACGUUUCUCACCACACUCUCGUGGUUGCUUGAGAUGUAUAUCACGAAGAGAAGAUCGAAAAAGUUGGCGGAUGUGGAAAAAACAUCCGAAAAAUUAAAUUGUUCCUACGAACUUUGCAAUAAAGAUGACAAAUAGAUUUAUGCUUAUUUGUAAUUAAAAAUA